Molecule: messenger RNA, 2061 nt
Organism: Nematostella vectensis (starlet sea anemone)
Lineage: Eukaryota; Metazoa; Cnidaria; Anthozoa; Actiniaria; Edwardsiidae
Exons: 4
Coding region: 110-1015 (301 amino acids)
Cellular component (GO): cytoplasmic vesicle; plasma membrane
Source: RefSeq, a predicted model, not a curated record
GCGCGCGCGGGUCAUAUAAACGAUCAACAGAAAUAUAUUGGGAAGAUUCUAGCGUGUUUGACUUCUUUCAUAGACAUAGAAAUGUGAAAAGAAAGCACGAGUUAUCAGGAUGGUAAAGAAACGAGCGCUGUGUGGAGUUGUAGUGGUUUGGAUUUUAUGGAUAUCGCUGACAAAAGCGGAUGACUGGACGCCAGAAUUCAUCUCCCAAACGCAUCAGCUAAAUUGCAUGCCGGGUAGAAAAAGGCAUGAUGUCACCUUUAUCCACGGAACUCAAUCCGGGGACUUUAAAAAGUUGGGGAAGGUCGCUGACAUGGAUGUUUGCAUGCUUCUAUGUUGUGAGCGGGAUGAUUGCGAGGCUGCGUUCCUUGCUGAUCGGAAUUGUUACGCGGUCAAGUGCAGGACACAGGAGCACUGCGUCGUUGCGCCUGCGCGAAACAACAAGUGGCAUCCCCUGGUCGCGUUUGUCAGAAGAAUAGCACAUGAUAUGACAGGAACAAAAACCGCCACAAACUUUACAAUUGAACACAGUAGAGCGUCAUUCAAGCAAAACACAGUAAGCGCAAGGAAAUUCGGAAAUAAUAAAGUUUCUACUAAGAAGAAAUUUAUGGACAAAAAUACAGCCACUUCUAAGAAAACAAUUAUUGACAAGAAUAAAGCGAAUUCUAAGAAGACGAUUAUUGACAAGAAUAUAGCGACUUCUAGGAAAACAGUUAUUUUGGGACCAGUGCUCGGGGGCGGGGAGCGAAUAGCUUCUGUGCCGAAGGCAAACACAGUUGUCAAGCUGGAAGAAGUGAACAAGAAACCCAAAGCAAUGAUCACAGACAAUAUUAAGGAGGCGCGUAGGCAGCGCGAAUUGAGAAAAGCUCGCUUCAGCAUCAUUUCCGCUGCCAUAGCAACAUGUCUGAUGGCGUGCGUGCUUAGCGGCAUGGCCGUCAUUGCGGCGAAGCUACGAAAAAGGCGGGAAAAGACCGAGGGACAUCCGGAGGAGUACUCACCCCUCGCUUUACACGAUUAGUCCUAAUGGGCUUCCUGUGGCGAAGGACCAAAAAGGCGGGUAAACGACACGAAGUUCACUCCUUCUCGAUUUGUACUGAAAGGAGCAAGCUACACAACACAUUCGAAGUAAUUCAUCAACCUACAGCUUUUGAAAAGGACGGGCAACAGAAGGAUAUUCCCAUUUACGCAAUAAGCCUACGAUGGGCUUCCUGUGGUGAGGCUGCAAAAAAGCGGUAAGACAGAAAAAAAGACAAUCACAGAUCGCCCUUUGUACAUCAAUAGUAUGUAGUUUUGAUUGCCUCAUUGUUGGAACCUUGAGCUGCGCAUGCGUGGCUUAUACAUUGAAAGGUCAACGCCGUAGCUUAUAGGCAAAAUUAUAGCAUUUAUUUCAAGUCAUUUAUACAAAAAGAUAAAAAAAUAUCUAUGUACAUAAAAAUACCAAAAAUUUACAUUUAAAUACAUGAAUAGCACUCUUGGAAAAUGGAAUUUCGAAAAUGGUUCCAGAACAAUAUUUAUCUACACAUUCCUGGAAUAUAAAAAUUUAUCAUUAAAUGUAAAACUAUAAUUAUGAAUUAUAAAUGAAGCCUUUGCUUAUGAAACGACAAAGGUCUCUCGACCUUGGUUUCAGAAAAACAGGGAUAACUGAUAAAAAUCUAGUUUCUCCAAACAUUGAAUGUUGGGCUAUCACGGCUGGCUCCCCUAGGGGAGUCUCCCUCAGUCAAAACGUCCCCUGUGCUCAGGGCAAACUGCUCCUAUGGUUUAAAAUGUCAAAGCAUUUUAUUUUAAGGGAUUGGCAAGCUGAUAAGCACAGACCUGUAGCCAGGGGGGGGGGGGGGGGAUAAGAAGAGCUAUAUCAUUUGAAUGGAAUGUCAGAUCAAAUUUCAAAAACACUAUGAGCUAGAAGGAGAUAUCCAGCAAAGUUGAGAAUAUGUGAAGCAAUAAAAUAAAUUUUUCAUGGAUAUAAAAUUCAGGGUGUAGCUGAUUGGAUAUAUUUGAAACAGUUUGUAGUAUUUUUUGCAAGAAGAUUUCAUUGCAUAUGCAUCUGAUAAAGCAUGUUAUUGCAGA